AUGCCCAAAUUCGAUGAGGAUUCCCAAAAGUUCACAACUUGGUUGGAAUCGUCCGGUGUAACGAUUUCUCCUAAGAUCGCCAUAGUAGAUUUGCGAGACCAACACCAGGGAAGAGCAGUAGUCGCUGUUGAAGAUAUUGAUGCUGACGAGGUGUUGUAUUCUAUCCCAAGAAGCUCACUUAUAAAUGUAACUAACUGUUCUUUAGUGGAUGACCAUCCACAUCUCAAGGAAAAGUUGCAAAAGUUGGGCCACUGGGAAGGUUUGAUCACUGUACUCCUUUACGAAUUGAAAGCGAAAAAGGAAAACAGCAAAUGGCUUCCGUACUUCAAUGUCUUGCCGAUUAAUGACAAGGAAAACUACCAAUUGAACCAGUUGGUUCAUUGGUCAGACGAAGAAUUGAAGAGCUUGGAACCUUCUCUAGUUCUUGAAAGAGUAGGAAAGGAUGACUCCUUACAAAUGUUCAAUAAAUUGUAUCCCAGGAUUAUAAUUGAAGAGUUGGGUUUGAACGAGUUGGAAGGAAUUACGACAGAAGACUUGUACAAUGUAGCCAGCUUAAUUAUGUCGUACUCCUUCGAUGUUCAGCUUCCUAAAGAAAAUGUAGAGGAAGAAGAUGAAAGUCAAGACGAAGAGGGAGAUGAAGAAGAAGACUUGGAAGUAGAUGACGAUGACGUACUUGAAGGAAAUGAAGACAGCGAAGAGCAGGAAGAAGUUGCUGAACCUGAUGACAUUUACAAAGAUGACAUAGAAAACGAUGGCGCAGUCAAAUCAAUGGUUCCAUUGGCAGACACAUUGAACGCAGAUACCACUUUACACAAUGCUAGUUUGAACCAUUCUGAAGGAGACCUUAUCAUGAAAAGUAUCAAGCCCAUCAAAAAGGGAGAGCAAGUUUAUAACAGUUACUUCGACCACCCUAAUAGUGAAAUUUUGAGAAGAUACGGAUAUGUCGAAUCACAAGGAUCUCUGCACGAUUUUGGUGAAGUACCAUUGUCCCUAAUCAAGAGCUACUUUGUGAAUAACACUAAUUUGACUGGAGAAUUCCUUGAUCAAAUCUUUUCUAUUCUCAACGAUAUCUCAGAGUCCAUGGAGGACGUAGACGAGCAGGUAGAAAUUGUUUUGGACUCUUAUGAUUGUUAUAAGAGUAGAGAAGUGAUCACGGAGUUAGUAUUUAUAGUCCAAGUGUUAUCAGUCAUAUCUGAAAUCAACAAGGAAGAACAUCUCGAUACAUUGAAUGACGAAGCAAGACAAAAGCAAAUCAACCGUAUCUUCCAGAAGUGCUACCAACUUAUCGAAGGCAAGAAGCUCACCAACAACUUCAAGUCCAACUUUCAAAAGAUUUUGCAAACCAGAUUGGAACAAUACCCUGAAGUUGCCGCUCUACCAUAUGAAGAUGGAGUCGCAUUCACUCGUAGAAAGAUGGCUGAAGUUGUGUUGAAGUCUGAAUACCAGUCUCUAAAGAACUGUUCGGAUAUAACCGAGACCUUCCAAAACGGAAAAAUGGGUAAAUUCGGCUUUAUCGAUGAUGGUAAGUUGAUUAGAAACAUCACUAAGAAGAGGCCAGCAGAAGAAAGUAACGUCAGCAAGAAGAAAAAGAAGAAGGUACAGUAA
Scheffersomyces stipitis CBS 6054 is the source of this 1605-nucleotide messenger RNA. RefSeq names its product ribosomal lysine N-methyltransferase (gene RMS1). The record is from RefSeq and is a predicted model, not a curated record. The transcript has a single exon. Gene Ontology annotation, cellular component: nucleus. Gene Ontology annotation, biological process: peptidyl-lysine monomethylation. NCBI's taxonomy places the organism in Eukaryota, Fungi, Ascomycota, Pichiomycetes, Serinales, Debaryomycetaceae. Gene Ontology annotation, molecular function: protein binding; protein-lysine N-methyltransferase activity. The coding region runs from base 1 to 1605 and encodes 534 amino acids.